This is a messenger RNA of Mycotypha africana, 1039 nucleotides long. RefSeq lists its product as uncharacterized. The transcript has 6 exons. The coding region runs from base 122 to 973 and encodes 283 amino acids. The record is from RefSeq and is a predicted model, not a curated record. Lineage: Eukaryota; Fungi; Mucoromycota; Mucoromycetes; Mucorales; Mycotyphaceae.
GUUUAUGCGAAUGGCUGCAUGAUUCGCGACAUUUAAAGUCACGCUUACUCUGUCGCUCUUAAAGAAUCUUAACUUUUUUUUCUUUCUUCCUUUGAAUCCGUAGAUCAUCAGUAGUACGCCGAUGGAUCAAGGUUCAAACGAGAAACAUAUUUUGCUCCAAGGAGAGCUUUCAUGCACUAUUUGUACACAUACUUUUGAAGAUCCUCAUGUUCUAAACUGUGGUCAUUCAUACUGUGGUGGCUGUAUUUUAGAAUGGCUGAAAGCAAAUAAAAUCUGUCCGUUAUGUAGAACACCAGUCAAUCGACGACCUAUUCACAUUAUUGCGUUACAAAAGAUGGCUGAUGUGAUUAGAACAGAGGAAGUUGUAGCCGAACGAAAAUUGAAUGCCGAAGAUUGGAUCAAACUAUUUCCGCAUGAUAACCAAUCCAGCUAUAUAAUAGAUGAGGAUGACGACGGCAUAGUACAUCGAUGCUCACGGUGCGGUUGGGAGCUGGAUGAGGACAAUUUUUGCGCCAGAUGCGAGAUACAAUUUGACGGAAGUUAUGAUCCUGAAGUAGAUAUACCAAGAACAAGAGGAAGACCAGCUUUCUCAAAUACCCAAGAGGAACCUAUUGAAGUCGCAAGUGACAGCGAUAACGAUUAUGAGGAUAACAGAGAUCUUGAAGGUUUUGUAGUGGACGAUGAUCAUGUGGAAUAUGAGGAUCUAGAUGAUGGUCUUACAACAGAUGACACUGAUAGAGAGGAAAGAUCACCGAGUGAGCAUAUCAGUAUCAGUAGCACCGAAAGCGACAGCGAUGAGGAUGCGGAGCAAAUGCGCCAUAAUGAUGGCGAUGAUGAAAGCCGAAAUAUACCCUUUGACGAAGUUAGUAGUAAUAAUAGCGCAAACAGCUCGAAUAAUAUUGAGGUCGAUAACAGCGAUUAUGAUAUUGGCAGCGACGAUGAUGCUAGUCACGGUAGUUAUUAUUGCUAUUGAUAUCCCCGCUUCUUACCCAAAUGAUAAUAAAUUAUACUUAAUGAUUCCCCUCUCCUUAUUUCUUCC